Messenger RNA from Carica papaya (papaya), 1772 nucleotides. The record is from RefSeq and is a predicted model, not a curated record. NCBI's taxonomy places the organism in Eukaryota, Viridiplantae, Streptophyta, Magnoliopsida, Brassicales, Caricaceae.
UUGGGUUGUCUUCUAAUAAGUUCUCAAAAAACCGUGUUGUGAAUUCAAAGCAAGAGAACAGAGAGGAGUGAGAGAUUUAAAUAACGUUCCUGGUUUUCUCUUUCUGCAUAUUCUUCGCAUCUAUCCGGCAGCUUUCUAAUUUCCGUUUUCUUACCAUCGAAAAGGGAGUUUCCAGUUGAUUCACUAUCGAAAAACGUAUUCUUACCAACCAUCUUCAAAUCGAAAAACGUAUUAGAAAUCAAAUUUCACUGCGGGAUAUAUAUUUUUAGAGAGAGAGAUUUGGAUUUCGGUGGAGGCAUUGGAUCUGACUCGAGAAAUCGCAGCCGGGGUGUUUAAUUUGGAGAUGCUCACUUAAGAAGCUCUUUCAGAUUUAGACGUGUGAAGUGCCAUAGUUGGGGGGAAAACCAAUGAAAAACGGGAUGAUGGAGUGCAGUGUCUGCCGUUCGAGGUUGGUUUCCCCAACUAACAGAGCUGUUUCAAGGGCUUAUGAUCGUCAUAAGAGCAGAGUAUCCUCUAAGCUACGUGCCCUCAACAUCCUUUUGGUAGGUGAUUGUAUCCUAGUUGGACUACAGCCUAUUUUGGUCUACAUGUCCAAGGUGGAUGGCCGCUUCAUGUUCAGCCCUAUUAGUGUUAACUUUUUGACAGAGGUUGCAAAAGUUCUGUUUGCAAUUGUUAUGCUUCUAUGCCAGGCUAGGCAUCAAAAAGUUGGAGAGAAACCUCUUCUUUCCAUAUCAACAUUUAUUAAGGCAGCUCGCAACAAUGCUCUUCUUGCUGUUCCUGCACUUCUCUAUGCAAUCAAUAAUUAUCUGAAGUUCAUCAUGCAGCUAUAUUUCAAUCCUGCAACUGUAAAGAUGCUUAGCAAUCUAAAGGUUUUGGUUAUUGCCCUUUUAUUAAAGAUGAUUAUGAAGCGCCGGUUUUCCGUAAUACAGUGGGAAGCUCUUGCUUUAUUGCUCAUUGGAAUCAGUGUAAAUCAGAUGCGUUCUUUACCUGAAGGUACUACUGCAUUGGGCCUUCCGGUUGCUACGGGUGCAUAUAUGUACACACUGAUCUUUGUAACUGUUCCCUCAUUGGCAUCUGUUUAUAAUGAAUAUGCUCUGAAGAGCCAAUACGAUACGAGCAUUUACCUUCAGAACUUAUUUCUAUAUGGCUAUGGUGCCAUAUUCAACUUCCUGGCAAUAUUAGGAACAACUGUUGUCAAAGGUCCCAGUAGCUUUGAUAUUCUGCAAGGUCAUUCCAAAGCUACUAUGCUUCUGAUACUUAACAAUGCGGCACAAGGAAUUUUGUCUUCUUUUUUCUUCAAAUAUGCAGAUACAAUUUUAAAGAAAUACUCCUCAACAGUGGCCACAAUCUUUACAGGCAUAGCAUCUGCCAUCUUGUUUGGUCAUACUUUGACCAUUAACUUUAUUUUAGGGAUUUCUAUUGUUUUCAUCUCCAUGCACCAGUUCUUUUCACCCCUUGCAAAAGUCAAAGAUGAACAACAAAAUGGGAAGAUGGAAUUAGUUGAUGUUCAGGAAGAUCACAGGUUUCUGCAUCCACCUUUCUUUUUAUGAUUUUCUGAUAGACAAUUGAAUAUGUUGUCUGUUAGUAUAACCUUAGUGGUCUUAGUUUGAUGAAUGAUGUUUAAAUAUCGAUGGCAUAUGGCCAGAACUCAUGUAACUACGAUAUAAUUCAAGCUCCAUAUUAGGGACGGAAUGAAUGAUGAUAAAUGAUUUCUUGAAAAUUAUUUUACAUCAUCUGUUAAAAGUGAGUUCAUUUUUUUUUUCUAUCUUGGG